CAGCAUGGAAAGAGCUCUAUAGAGCUCACGCUGGCUGCUAGCCUGCUGCUACCCAACCCGACCACUCCAGCCACCCAAACACGGGAUAAACGGUAUCCCGGACGGGAACACCAUGGCAACUCUAUCCCAAUCCUCUUAGCCAGUUCCCAAAAUGAUGUUUGCGGAGGGGAAGGGGGACCACACGCAGCGAUUCUUCCGACAGGGCUCGACAUAUGACGUCACAGAGAGGCUAUCUUCUUUGCCACACGAAACCGCAGUUUCUGCACAUGCGCUGUAUUCACAACGACUCUUGCCCGACAGCCGUAUGACUGUAGCGCAUGCGUCGUUACACCAGCGAGCCCAAGUGGUUCCUGCCCUGACCGCGUCGGUUCUUUGCAGUGGAGGUGAGAUGAGUAGCGGGACGCCUGUGAUCCUGAGCCCUAGUAAAAGUGCGGAGUCGUCUCUUUCUGGUGGCAGUAGCAAAAAGCGGGAUUCGCUAGGGUCAGCGCCGCCUCAUCCUAUUUUAAAGGAUGUUGGAGAAAUAUAUUCCCGGCUCUUGGAUCACAAACCAGUUAUACAAGGAGAAAUUCGUUACUUCAUUAAAGAAUUUGAAGAAAAACGGGGCUUCCGAGAAAUCCGAGUUCUUGAAAAUCUAAAGAACACAGUUUCUGAGGCAAAUGACCAAACUCUACCUAAGUGUGAACAAGUAAUGUGUGACAAUCUAAAUGAAGCACUCAGGAAAUUACAGAUAGCCAAUGAGAUGAUCAACAGACUCCAGCAGAUUGAGCAGGAAGAAAGACAGCUUCAGACUGAGAAGCUAAUGGCUGGCGAAACAAAGCGUAUAGCACUGUGGGAGGAAUUCAUGAAGGAACAGCACAACAUGAGAGCAGUUGUGGAUGAAGAGCAUACAAAAGCUAUGGAACGCCUUAAAGAACAAUAUGCUACAAUGGAGAAAGGUCUGGCCAAACACACUUUCUAAGAACUCUUGGUUACAAUGAGACUGUUCCUCAUCUGCAGUAUUAUUUCUCAUCUUGGUCCAGCAUCUUCCAGUUUCAAGGUUGCCAACACUCUCAACAGAGUUCAAAAAACAGUAGUAGCAAAAAGGUCUUUUUUAAAAUCUCAGUAACAACUGGGAUUGGUUUGUGAAAUCUUUUUGUUGGUCUGCAGCACUGAAUAAUAUUCAGUAUUAUUAUUAUUGCUGCUGCUGUGUAACUUCAGGCUUUUGCAGGAGCAGAAGAAACAGUAUUCUGCCUGAACAAACUAGAUUAUUUCCACUGUAUCUGCCUAGAAUUGCCCAUCUUGUACAUAUCUUGUUUUUCAUGCAGCCAUGUUGCUCUGUUCCAAACAGCAGAAACUAUUGGAGACUCCCAUAUUUUGACUAGGGCAGGAGCAUAACCAUUUGCACAUUAGGACAUGUUGUGAUGCUCUUUCUUUUGGAAUAAGACCAUUGUAAAAAUCCCCCCAAAGGCACAAAGCUGUGGGAAUGACAAUAGUCUGUGAUUUAUCUGUGAAAUCGUUAUGCUGGCAAGAUCACCACAAAGACAGCUGAAAAGACCGUUGGAAGAAGUGGUUUUUCUGUCCAGCUUUUCUUCUGUAUUCUCUGCUCCAUUUAAUCAAAGCAAUUUAACAAAGUAUUAGUUCUGUUAUUUUAUCCACUAUGUAUUUAUUCUGCUGGUGGUUCUAUGGGUAGUAAAAGAAAUACAUACCUGGUUGGGCUUUCUUACCUGAAGUCUGAGGCAGAAACAGUAAGUAACAAGGCUAUCCGCAUGACUGGGAGGCGGGGUGGGUGGCGGGAAGGCUGCGCAUAACCUACCUUUCCCCCAGAUGAUCCAAGUAAAGCUGCUGGGAGCUUGGACUACACUCCCAGAUGAUCCACACUGCUGCACGCAGUGCCGAUCUCAAGAAGCCGGGGCAAUACGUCCCAGCCUCCACAUACAAUGCACCGAGAGUGGUGAUUUGGUAGAUACCCCCAUGAGAUGAGUGCUCUAAGCAAAAAAAACACACCACACACACAACCCUGGUGAACUCGCACCCUUAACCUCAGUAAAAAGCUGGGUGGUGUGGGUGGGCAGCACCAGAAUCUGCAAUGAUCCCAGCGCUGCAUGCAAGCAGCCUAACCCAGGCUGGGCGGUCCUCACCCGAGUUAGGCUGCUCAUGAGAACAGGCUUGACAUAAUUGCCAAUGACUGCUAUCUUUUGUGAACACUACAGAUGAGCAACUCUUGUCUGAAGUGAAGACUUUUGCAUUUAAUGUUCUCAUUAUGGAAAGAAAGCUUCUUGAUUAGUCCUUUGUAACCCAUCUCUAAAGAAAUGCGUUAAUAACAGGAAUGAGAGCUGAGGUGAACUAAGUGAGGGACCGGAUAAAUCAUUUUGCUGGCUAGGCUGUAUGUAAAAUAGCAACGUACAAAACAGAAUUACUCAUUAUCUGUGUUGCAACUGCAGUAGGCCAGCAAUGGGUUGUCUGUGUGAAUGUAUGGCUUAGUGUCAAGACUCCAUCCUGGCAGCCUGUUGAUAAUGUGAUUAAAGCGAGCAGAGGAGAUGGAAUAAGUAUUUGUGAUUUCUUUCAAUAACACUGAACUUCUGCCAAGCUGCUCUAUCCACUUCCGUAGGAGCUGACAGCUUCAUCAAUCAUCAUCAGGUACCUGGACUGAAAGAGUACUUGCCAACACUAAGGCAUGCUGGAAUGUUGUUAAUUCUCUUGUGGGAUUUCUUUUUUUUUAGGUGACUUUAAAAUAUUUCUCACAUGGAAGCAGGGGAUCAACUAACAAAAUCUCUGUACAAUGCAAAGUGGUUUUUCAAAUGUCUAUGUGAACCCAUGUUUGUGUGCAGUAAAUUAAGAGUAUGCAUAGUUUAUUACAAAGAUUGCCAAGAGGCAGCUUUCAGUUUAACACUUCCAUGUGUGUUGGUCUUCAAAGCAAAUAAAACUUUCUAAUAACAAUAUCAUUUUAACUCUAAAAUUGAACUUGAUUUUCAUACAUUCAAGUGAAGUGAGAACCCUAAGGCCACCCCUUUCCAUGGGCAACUACAGUAGCCCCAAAAGAGGGGCGUGAGGAGAUGCAUAGGAGUCGCCUAGCUCUCUAUUCAGCAACAGCAGCUAUGCUUCUCAGAAGGUGGAGCUGCACCGAGGGAGGCCGAGUAAAGCCUGGUGCCUGUACCACCUCAAGAGACCUGCUGGAGCAACCCACUUCAGGUUUGCCCCCUCCAUAAGGAUUUUUGUGGGUUAGUUCAAAACAGUGUUUAAAAUGCCGUCUACUCUCCAUCUUAGGGGUUUCAGGUUGAAACCUUGGAGGGUUCCUAGAGUUUUAAGAGUUGCACAGAAGAGUGAAUUUCAACAGAUGUCGCUUUUCCCAUCAAAGUCCUCUAGUGAUACCACUAGAGCAGGCCUGCUCAACUUAGGCCCCCCAUCUGUUUUUGGACUACAACUCCCAUAAGCCCCAGUCACAGGGGCCAAUAGCCAGGGAUUAUGGGAGUUGUAGGCCAACAUCUGCAGGAGGGCCGAAGUUGAGCAGGCCUGCACUAGAGGUACACUUUUUAGUGUACCUAGGUACGCACUAGAGGUGGCUCAUUUAUGCAGCUCUUAAAAAUGCUGAAGUCCUAUGUCCCCUUGCCAGUCUGCUUCAAUCUUUAGCUCUCAAAGUGUACUUUUCUGCCCACUUGAUGCCUGCCAACAGCUCACAGCCCCUUCUGUGCCUGAUGCUAUGCAUUUCCCUAGUUCUACUUCCUUCUUGACCUCUUUUUCCCCCUUCUGCUUUAUGCCUCCACUACUUGUUACUUCCUGCUUUUUAUUUCAGUCCACUGUCUACUGUGUCCUGCUUCCUUUGGCCACUGUGCCAGCCUGCUUCCUUGCCUGCCUUAGUAUUCUUAGCAGUCAUGGGGUAAGGGGACAGGUUCGUAUGUGGAUUGGCAUCUGGUUGCAGGACAGGAAACAGAGGGCAGGAAUAAAUGGACAGUUCUCUAAAUGGAGGGGAAGUAAGAAGUGGGGUACCCUAGGGAUCUGUACUGGGACAAGUGCUCCUCAAUGUAUUCAUAAAUGAUCUAGAAGUUGAGGUAAACAGUGAGGAGGCCAAAUUUGCAGAGGACACCAAACUGUUUAGGGUAGUGAAAUUAAAAAAAGAUUGCAAGGAGCUCCAGAAGGAUCUCUACAAACUGGGGGAGUGGGCAACAAAAUGGCAAAUGCAGUUCAGUGUUAGCAAGUGUAAAGUGAUGCAUAUUGGGGCAAAAACAAACAAGCCUCAACUUCACAUAUACACUGAUGGGAUCUGAGCUUGUCAGUGACUGACUGACCAGGAGGGGAAUCUUGGGGUUGUGGUGGACAGCUCGUUGAAAAGUGUUGACUCAGUGUGUGGCAGCUGUGAAAAAGUCCAGCUGCAUGCUUGAAAUCAUUAGGAAGGGUGUGAAAAUGGAACUGCUAAUAUACAGAACUAUGCCCUUAUACAAAACUGUUGUGCAGCCACAUUUGGAGUACUGCGUACAGUUCUGGUCACCAUAUCUUAAGAAGGAUAUUGUAGAACUGGAAAAGGUGCAGAAAUGGGCAACCAAGAUGAUCAGGGGCCUAGAGCACCUUCCUUAUGAGCACCUUCCUACAGCUAGGGCUUUUUAGUUUGGAAAAACGAUGACAGAGGGGAGAUAUGAGAGAGAGAGAUAUAAAAUCAUGCAUGGUGUGGAGAAAGUUGUUAGAGGGAAUUUUUUUCUCCCUCUCGCAUAACAGUAGAACCAGGGGCCAUCCCAAGAGACUGAUUGCCAAGAAAUUUAGGACUGACAAAAGGAAGUACUUCUUCACACAAUGCAGAAUUAACCUAUGGAAUUCUCUGCCACAAGAUGUGGUGGCAGCCAACAGCCUGGAUGCUUUAAGCAGGGUUUGCCCUCUUUCUUGCUGUUGUUCCUUUGCAACUGAUAUUUAGAGGCAUCUUGCCUCUGAGCCACCAGACUAGUAGCCAUUGACAGACCACCAGACUAGUAGCCAGGAGAGAGGGCAUGCCCUCAGCUCUUGCCUGUAGGCUUCCCAGAGGCAUCUAGUGGGCCCCUGUGUGAAACAGGAUGCUUUACUAGAUAGGACUUGGGCCUGCUAUAGCAGGUCUGUACUUAAGUUCUUAUUCUUGUCCUUCCAGCCAGCAAUAUAGACUUGCUGCUGUCCUUUAUUCUUGUGGUGUUGUUCAGCUGUUUUUCCUUCUCCUUUUUUAUUUUUACCUUGUUUUUCUGUUGUCUUUAUCCCUUUGCCUAGCCAAAGCAGUCUUCAACUGCACAUAAGCUGGCCUGCUUGCAAACAUUUUCUUGUUUAUUGUUGACAGUUCAUUCCCUUAGUAGUUAGAAUGUCUGUGGACAUUCCAUGACAUCACAGUAACUCAGCAAACCAGUGCCAGGGGGCUUCAUCAACUUCUGCAAGUUCUCAUAGAACAUUACAGUAUUUAUUUCCAGACUGGUACUCCUUAAUAGCCACCUAAUGGCUCAGCAGGGAAGUAACUUGGCUAGGGAGCAAUAAGUUGCUGGUUCGAAUCCCCAUUGGUAUGGGAAACACCUAUAUCGGGCAGCAGCAAUAUAGGAAGAUGCUGAAAGGCAUAAUCUCAUACUGCACAGGAGAUGGCAAUAAUAAACCCCUCCUGUAUUCUGCCAAAAACAUCCACAGGGCUCUGUGGUCGCCAGGAGUCAACACCAACUCGACAGCACAACCUUACGUUUACUCUUUAUUACUGAUUGCUGCUAAUACAGCCGCUGUCAGUAUAUGGUAGUAGACCCAAGGGGCUUAGAAAAUUCAAAUGAGUAAAAAUUAAUGGAAUGUCAAUGCCUGGUGGAAUUUUCAGAGAAGCAUUAGAGAUUGGCUUCUCAUUCCCAACACAGGCAUUUUUAACCCAGUUAUCUCAGUGUAAGUUUCAAGUAUUUUUAAUAUUGCACCUUUAAGCACACACAAUUUGAUUUUUAAAGGACAUGUAUGCUAGAGGUAGGAAACACUAAUAUUUACAAGCCAUAUAUAAUCCACAGGCCUCAUCUUGCCUCUUUCAGCUUUAGGCAUAAAGUGGAAUAAAUCCUAAAUGAUCAUUUUGUUGGUAUGUAUUUUUAAUAUAUCUUCAGUGAAAGAGUUUGUGUAGCAUAUUGAUAGUGUUAGAAUUAAUCUCUGCUCCACUAUAGACUCAUUGAUUGUCUUUAAGCACAUUUCUCUCAUUCUGUUUCCUGUCUGAAAAUAACCAUGAUAUGCCUGCCUACCUCACAGGAUUGUUGUGAGGCAAACAAGAUCCAUUUUAAAAAUGUGUUUUCUACUGCUGUAACUGGUUGACAUCCAGAUUAGCACUGCCCUGGUGCAACUAUGGCUGAUAUCCAGACUAACUUUGCAGUGGCUCUACGGGUAGGGGGUGAUUUUUGCCAAUCUCCCCUUUCCUUUGAAGCUCAUGGUACUUCCUGAAAAUAUGUCCUUGAAGUCUGCACCAUCCUCAGUGACAUAGUUUCUGAAGGUUUACAAUCUAUAGUAGGCUUCCAAGGAAAUGGGGAUUGGUAAAAACCACCCCUCCCCUGUAGUGCCACUGUAACAUUAGCCUUGAUGUCAGCUACAGCUGCACCAGCACAGCUAGUCUGGAUGUCAGCCACUGAGUUUUAUAUACAUAGUUUCUACUAUUCUCAAGGAUUUUUUAAAAAGAGGAUGAUAAGCAAAUGCUUUGUUUUAAAAUUUUAAAAGAGCUGCUGUGCACAUCAAAUCUUUGAUAAACAUGUACAGAUAUGUAAAUAUAUAUUAGAAAUUCAUGUAUAUAUAUCAUCUGUUCUUAUCUGUGUUGGAAAAAAUUGGUAUACUACAAAUGGAAAGCAGUUUGUGAAUUGUAUGAUGGCUACAAAGAGAUCAUAAAUAUGUAUAACUUCAA
This is a messenger RNA of Hemicordylus capensis (graceful crag lizard), 6823 nucleotides long. It is a transcript of the gene BLOC1S5, whose product is annotated as biogenesis of lysosomal organelles complex 1 subunit 5. The record is from RefSeq and is a predicted model, not a curated record. Gene Ontology annotation, cellular component: transport vesicle; BLOC-1 complex. Bases 152 to 958 code for a protein of 268 amino acids. The transcript has 5 exons. NCBI's taxonomy places the organism in Eukaryota, Metazoa, Chordata, Lepidosauria, Squamata, Cordylidae.